UCUGGAGGUGGCGGUGGGCGGUCAUCCCCAGCUGUCCGUGGGAGGAGAAGAGGUGCCACGUGCGCGUUUCGGUGGUACCGUAUCGCGCGAGCAAACGUGAUUACCUGACAGGUCGCUCCGCGUAGCGCUUGGGAGAUUUUCAUCUCAGGUUUCGUGAGGGGCUCCUUCAGGUGACAGACACCAUGGCCUUGAGCUCCUUUGACAUCGAUGCUCCGCGGUGGGAUCAGUCCACGUUUAUGGGGCGGCUGAAGCACUUCUUCAACAUCACCGACUGCAGAACCGCGCUGCUCUCCGACUCACGGCUGGAUGAAGCCAAGGCGUUAGUAGAAACCUGCAGGGCGGGAUCCGUUCCUCCAGGCACCUCAGAGGAGCAGCUCUACUACGCGAAGAAGCUGUACGAUUCGGCCUUCCACCCAGACACGGGAGACCGCAUGAACCUGAUCGGACGCAUGUCCUUCCAGGUUCCCGGAGGCAUGGCCAUCACGGGCUUCAUGCUGCAGUUCUACAGGACCGUUCCUGCCGUGGUGUUCUGGCAGUGGGUCAAUCAGUCCUUCAACGCUCUGGUCAACUACACCAACCGCAACGCUGCCUCGCCAAUUUCUCCAAAGCAGAUCGGAGUGGCUUACGUUACAGCAACCAGCACAGCUUUAGCAACAGCAGUGGGACUCAACCUUUACACUAAGAAAGCUCCUCCUCUUGUGGCUCGCUGGGUCCCCUUUGUCGCUGUGGCAGCAGCCAACUGUGUCAACAUUCCCAUGAUGAGGCAACAGGAAAUUCUGAACGGGAUCGCCGUCACGGAUGAAAACGGCAACAAACUGGGCCAAUCGAAGAAAGCAGCGGUAAAAGGCAUCACUCAGGUGGUCGUCUCCCGGGUCACCAUGGCCGCACCAGGAAUGAUCAUCCUGCCCAUCAUCAUGCAGCGGCUGGAGAAGUACAAGUUCAUGCAGAGAAUCACGUUUCUUCACGGACCAAUUCAGGUCAUGUUGGUGGGAGUCUUUCUGAUCUUCAUGGUGCCGGCUGCCUGCUCCCUGUUCCCUCAGAGAUGCACCAUGGCCGUGUCGAAGCUGGAGCCCGAGCUCAGAGACUCCAUCGUGUCUCAAUACGGCGAUAAAGUCCAACUAGUUUACUUCAACAAAGGCCUCUGAGGCCCAGAGGGCUGCGUAGUGUUUUCACUGUGACACACAGCAUGGGGUGCUUCAGUCAGUGCUUUUACAAAGCUUGCCAUGGUUCUUAUUAUUAUUCUAAAAUUCAUUUCUAGGUAUUUAAUUUUCAGAAUCUGCUCCCCGUCAGUCUCCUUCACCUUCUCUUUUUCAUUAAUCUCACCUCUGCAGAGACGACAGCUGUUCAGGUUGCUCUGGGCUUCUUUUCUGAAAGCAAACGAUCUCCACUCAGGAACACAGCGUUACUUUGCCUCUGUAGCCGUUUUACAGUGGCUCUUUGUUGUAAAACGAGCCAUCGUUGUUCAGAACCUCCCUACAGUCUGUGCCUUUGACAGAGAAACAGGAGCAACACUGCUAAACUUUGUUUUGUUUAUUGGUUAAAUAGUAUUUGCUUCUCCAUGGAACCCUAAAAUGCCUUUAUGAACACAUUGCGUCUUAAAAAGUCCCUCAUUCUAGUGGAAGCUACUGCCCUCUUGUGUCAGAAAGGAGGCAAGCUGGAAAUUAAAUGUUUCAUUUGAAAUGGUUGCCAACCUGACGGCAUGACUGUGUAAACUUGAACCUCAGCAUGACUUGAAAUAAAACCACACAGUUUUAAAACUGA
Molecule: messenger RNA, 1761 nt
Organism: Fundulus heteroclitus (mummichog)
Lineage: Eukaryota; Metazoa; Chordata; Actinopteri; Cyprinodontiformes; Fundulidae
Gene: sfxn2
Product: sideroflexin 2
Exons: 12
Coding region: 183-1145 (320 amino acids)
Biological process (GO): monoatomic ion transport; serine import into mitochondrion
Cellular component (GO): mitochondrial inner membrane
Molecular function (GO): monoatomic ion transmembrane transporter activity
Source: RefSeq, a predicted model, not a curated record